AUGUCUUCAGAAGAAAGGGAGGACCUCAUCUCAGGAAAGAAGUCGAAGGAAAAGGGGAAGGAAAAGGAUAACCAAAGUGAGGAUGGCCUGGAUCAACCCUAUCUACCACGGGACUUAGCUGAGGUCUCAAAGUUCACACGAAGGAUUGCAGAAGCACCAAUGCCCCCCAAAACAAAGUUACUCCCAAAUUUUGACCGCUAUGACGGGACAAGAGACCCUGAAGAUCAUCUUCAUGCCUUCAGGGGAGCAGGGCAAUUUGGGCGAUGGUCCAUGCCUGUAUGGUGCCACAUGUUUAUACAAACUCUGACGGAGGGAGCCCGACUUUGGUUUGACAGCCUCCCUCUAGGGGGAAUCGAUAGUUAUGAAGAGUUAAGCGAGAAAUUCCUCAGGAACUUUGGCCAGCAAAGAAAGGUGGUCAAGAAUCCAAAUGAGAUCCUCCACAUAAGGCAGAGGGACAGUGAGCGAGUAGAUCAGUAUAUGGAGAGGUUCAUCAAGGAGAGCAUGAACACCAAAGAUGUCCCGGAGGUCAUGAAGAUCAGCAGUUUCAUAAACGGGCUAAAGCAUGCACAACUGUAUGAGAAACUAGGGGAGGAGUUCCCCCACUCGUUUGACAACCUUAUGGACAGGGUCAGAGCCUUUGUCAGAGGAAAAGACACGGUCAGCAAAGCUAAGGAGAUGGACGUCACAACUCGAAGGAUCACCCCAGCUGCAAAGCCUCAAUACAAAGGUACACCUUACUCCAAAAAACCCGCUUUUGAUAGAAUGUUGCACGACAGAGCAAGGCCCUCAUAUUCCCCGUAUAGACCUCGAAGGAGAGGCCCCCCACCUUACUCUGAUCAUUUCACCCCUCUCACCAAGACCCCAAGUGAGAUACUGGCCACUGAGAGGGUAAAGAACUCCUUCCCGAGGCCACCACCCAUAAAGCCUGGGCCAAAGGCACAGCCUAACGAGUAUUGUGACUUCCACAAAGGUUUUGGGCAUAAAACCGAUGACUGUAUGUAUUUAAAAAGAGAAAUAGAGGUUGCAGUGAAGACGGGAAGGCUGGCCCACUUGGUUAAGGAAAUUAAGGAGGGGGAGGGGACCGCAAGGGAAGAGAUGUAA
Messenger RNA from Helianthus annuus (common sunflower), 1101 nucleotides. RefSeq lists its product as uncharacterized. The record is from RefSeq and is a predicted model, not a curated record. NCBI's taxonomy places the organism in Eukaryota, Viridiplantae, Streptophyta, Magnoliopsida, Asterales, Asteraceae. Bases 1 to 1101 code for a protein of 366 amino acids. The transcript has a single exon.